AUGGCCCAAAAUAGUCCGAACAACUCAACAUUGACUAUAUCCCCUUUGGUAACAAGGAGAUCCCGAGAUUAUUUCAAGACCCCUCCUCCACUGGGUAACAGGCGGCGAAUUUUUUCGGGGUCACAUAGAAUAUUCUCAUCUCCAAAUUCACAGCAUAUUGUGAAUGGCAGUUCCUUACAAAAAGCUAAAGGAAGCUAUUCGGCUACCUCUGAUAACUUAGAUGUAGAAGGUGCUAUAAAGCAUGCAACAGCAAUAGCAAAUGAUUCUGAUCAGGUAAAGCAAGACGAGCUUUCAUCCUUUGUGAAGGAUCAUGACAGCACAGGGUUGGUGACAGAUAAUACUGAUCAUGAGGAUAUACCAUUGACACAAGCAGAUAAAUUAAGAUUAUGGCGUCAUGACGCCUUACUUCAACAUCAUUAUGCAACGGCAGUCUAUAUUGGUGAUAAAGUUCUCACAAUGACAAAUGACCCCAACGAUGCCUUUUGGUUAGCUCAGGUUUAUUACUCUAAGGGCGACUAUCAAAUGGCGAGAAAUCUUUUAUCUGGUUCGCAGUUCGAAGAAUCAGUGAGUUGUCGCUAUCUUUCUGGAUUGUGUCUCUUGAAACUAGAAAAAUAUGAUGAAGCAUUGGAUGUCGUGGGAGAAUCCAAUCCAUUUAAAAAGGAUCAUCACGUUAAAAAUACAGAUGGAGGAAUUAAAUUGGAAGCCUCGCUGUGCUAUCUUCGAGGUGUUAUCUACGCAAGGCAGAAUAAUUUUGAGAAGGCAAAAGAAAGUUAUAAAGAAGCUGUUGAGGUUGAUGUUAAAUGCUUUGAAGCCUUUCAUGAAUUAAUAAGUAAUUCAAUGCUUACUCCUGAUGAAGAAUUAAAUUUGGUAUCCCACCUAGAUUUCGAGGAUGCCGAUAAUAAUGCCGACUUGGUUAAGUUGCUCUAUACAACCUUGCUGAGCAAAUACGGAAACGUGCACAAAUUUGAAAAUGCUGAGCAGAGACUUAAAGAUGAGUACAAUUUGGAGGAAAAUGUUGAUCUCAUGCUUGCUAGAACAGACUUGCUCUAUGUUCAAUGCCGUUUUCAGGAUUGCCUUGAAUUGUGUCGGAAGAUUCUAUCUAAAGGGGAUCUAAAUUUGCAAGUUUUUCCAAAUUAUUUAAGUUGCCUAUAUGAAACCGGUGGAAAGAAUGAACUCUUCUUAGCAGCACAUAAACUCGCCGAAAACUAUCCUAACAGUUAUAUCACAUGGCUUGCCAUAGGUACAUAUUAUUUUUCCAUUGGAAAAGUCAAUGAAGCCAGACAAUUUUUUUCUAGGGCGUCUAUUUUAAAUCCAAGCUUUGGUCCAGCAUGGAUCGGGUUCGCACAUACAUUUGCCGUCGAAGGGGAGCAUGAACAGGCAAUAAGUGCUUAUGCCACUGCUUCCAGAUUAUUUCCAGGAAGUCAUCUUCCAACAUUAUUCUUGGGUAUGCAAUACUUACAAAUGAAAAAUAUUACGUUAGCACAGGAAUAUCUUAAUUUAUCUUUGGGAAUUUGUUCAUUAGAUCCCCUCCUUCUCAAUGAGCUGGGCGUUUUGUACUAUAACGAGGGUGAUCUUAACAAAGCUGAGGUUUUUCUUCAGAAGGCACUUUUAUCAUCUCAAAACCUCGAUUCAGGUGCAAAAGCAUGGUGCUCGAUUCAUUGCAAUCUUGGCCAUGUUUACCGUCGCGAGAAAAGGUAUCGUUUGGCAAUUACACAUUUCAAUGAAGUUUUACACAUGUCUAAAGGUGAAUCUGACGUUUAUUCAUCAAUGGGAUUAAUAUACUUGAAGCUGGGACAUGUCUCACACUCAAUUGGUCUUUUGCACUCUGCAUUAGCCAUAAAUUCAACCGAUGCAAUUGCUACUGAAUUGCUAAACAAAGCAUUGGAAAUCAAUUUGAAAUUGAGAAAUUCUAAAUUUAUAGAUGAAAAUACCGGUAGCGUUCUUGAAAAUAAAACAAAAGAACAAUACGUGAAAAGGCGGCCUUCUAACUUCAGUACCCCAAAGGACAGCAAAAAUGAUUCACAAUUCAUUAGAGAGAGCAUUGACAAUAUAAGCUUUGUUGCUAGUGAUCCUUCUGGAGUUGAUAAUGAUAAUGAUAACGGGGAUGAUGUGAUGGAAUUAGAUACCGAUUAA
Molecule: messenger RNA, 2133 nt
Organism: Brettanomyces bruxellensis
Lineage: Eukaryota; Fungi; Ascomycota; Pichiomycetes; Pichiales; Pichiaceae
Exons: 1
Coding region: 1-2133 (710 amino acids)
Biological process (GO): cell division
Molecular function (GO): protein binding
Source: RefSeq, a predicted model, not a curated record